CUCAUUUCUAGCGCAGUGCUGUCAUCAAGAGACGACGUGGUACUCUUAUGCCAUGGGAAAUGACAGCCCUCGCUGCAUAUCCUCACCGAGCGGGCUUAUUUUCAUGUCACCCUUCCCACUCUCCUGGUCGUUCUGUCCAUUCAUAUGUCGUUACAGUCAAUGAUGCCUCUAUGUGCGGUCUCUUGUUGUCUGUGAUUUUCUCACAGGACUCCAUCCUCACAUCGGGUGUGGCCGAUCAAGGCGAUGGAACUGACUCAGAACUGGCGGGGGACUGAGCGCUUACGCCCAUUUUUGGAAUUCAAGCAUGAAACAGACUCGCCGGCUGGUCACAACGUGAACAUAUUUUUGCUCACAUGCGGUGCGAUCGAAGUGAUCAACCCUGGGUGGCAACUCUAUUCUUGGCCUCAUGGACAUUCAAUAUGAUCGGUGCAUGCAAGGCGCACAUGGGGGAAGGAACAGUGACGUUUCCC
Molecule: messenger RNA, 470 nt
Organism: Dacryopinax primogenitus
Lineage: Eukaryota; Fungi; Basidiomycota; Dacrymycetes; Dacrymycetales; Dacrymycetaceae
Exons: 1
Coding region: 60-275 (71 amino acids)
Source: RefSeq, a predicted model, not a curated record